UGGAGGCGGAGGCGCCGCUUCUUAAGGUGUAGUGAUAGAUAGUGUUAGUUAGAGACAGGCAAAGGAACCAGGAGACCUUAUAUAUAGAGAGCACAUGUACUGAGCCAAUGGGGCUACAAAACCGCUCUACCGGUCAGUUUUAAACGUUUAAGGCAUCCUUAAAGGAACCAUGGAGGAACAAGCCCAUGUUCAGGAAGAUCUGGCGACUCUGUCAGAUUUGGACGAGAAGAGUUUACUCGAAUCACUGACUAGAAGAUUCAGCCAUAGUAACAUUUAUACUUAUAUUGGGGAUAUUUUGGUCGCUGUGAACCCAUUCAAGCAGCUCCCACUGUAUGGCAAAGAGGUGUCAGAGAAGUACAAGUGCCAUGAGAAAAGAGCUUUACCUCCACAUAUAUUUGCUGUUGCUGACAGAGCAUACCAGUCCAUGCUGGGCCGUCUGGCCACGGGGCCGAAAAACCAGUGCAUCGUAAUCAGUGGUGAAAGCGGUGCAGGAAAAACUGAAAGCACAAAGCUUCUACUGCGGCAGCUUAUGGAGCUUUGCCGUGCGAACUCUCAGCUCGAGCAGCAGAUCCUGCAGGUCAACCCUCUUCUCGAGGUGUUUGGGAAUGCGCAGACAGUCAUGAACGACAACAGUAGUCGGUUCGGAAAGUAUAUUCAGCUCCGCUUUCAAAACUCUUCAGUAAAAGGAGCCAAAAUCAACGAGUAUCUGUUAGAAAAGUCCCGCGUGGUCCACCAAGACGAAGGUGAGAGGAAUUUCCACAUCUUUUACUGCAUGCUCGCUGGCAUUUCUGCACAGGACAAGGAGAUGUAUGGCCUCCUGGACCCGACUCAGUACCGUUACCUGAACGGGCGAUUUGGUCAGGGUGAUAUGGUGCAACACUGGAGUGAAAAGUACAACGAAGUGUCCAAUGCCAUGGAUAUGGUGGGCUUCGAGGAGCAGGAAAAGGUGGACAUGCUGACCAUCCUGGCCGGGAUUCUGUCUCUGGGAAAUAUCACGUUUGAGCCGACUGAGAACGAAGCGCUGAAAGUGAGCGAGACAUCAAAGGGCUGGCUCAAAGCCACGGCGGGUCAGUUUGGUGUUCAGGAGGAAGACUUAAUGAGGUGUCUCACCUGCACCAUGUCUGUAACAAGAGGGGAAUCCAUCCACCGCUUCCACAACCAGCAACAAGCUGAAGAUGCCAGAGAUUCAAUUGCCAAAGUGGUGUACGGCCGAGUGUUCGGCUGGAUCGUUAGUAAAAUUAACGAGCUGUUGACGCAUAAACUGGAUACAAACAUUGAGCUGAGUGAAAUAGGUAUUCUCGACAUCUUUGGGUUUGAGAACUUUGCUGUGAACCGAUUCGAGCAGCUCUGCAUCAAUCUUGCGAAUGAGCAGCUACAGUAUUUUUUUAAUCAUCACAUUUUUCUAAUGGAGCAGAAUGAGUACAAAGAGGAGGGAAUCCAGUGGGAGACCAUCACCUUCAAGGAUAACAAACCAAUUCUGGACCUGUUCUUAACGAAGCCCAUUGGGAUUCUGUCCUUGCUGGAUGAGCAGAGUGCCUUUCCUCAGGCCACAGAUGGAAACUUGGUAGACAAGCUGAACAGCAAAUUCAAAGCCAACCCCCACUUUGAGGUGGUCCGGAGCCAUAGCCCUCUCUUUACUGUCGUGCACUAUGCUGGAAAGGUGCAAUAUAAUGCUAGCGGUUUCCUGGAAAAGAACCGGGACAACAUUCCAGCCAGCAUUCGCACUCUGUUCAUCAACAGUGUUACGCCGCUCCUCAGUGUCCUCUUUGCUGCUACAAUUUCCAGAACAGGGACGUUGAUGCCACGGAAAGCAAAGAUGGUCAACUUUGUAGAUGACAACUUCAACUCCACCAGGAAGCAGUCUGUCGGCACACAGUUCAAGCACUCCCUGGCCGUACUGAUGGAGAAGAUGUUUGCUGCCAGUCCGCACUUUGUGAGAUGCAUCAAACCCAACAGCAGCAAGUUGCCCGAUCAGGUGGACAGUAAACUCAUCAUGGAUCAGCUGCGGUACAAUGGCCUGCUGGAGACGAUCCGCAUUCGAAGAGAAGGUUUCUCCUGGCGACCGUCUUUUAAAGAGUUUGUACAGAGAUAUAACAUCCUGCUGCUUAAACCGGAUCUGCCGCUGGACAAAGAAAGCUGUAUGUCAAUUCUUAAUACCACAGAGCUUCGUGGCUGGAAGUGCGGUUCAUCUCGGUUAUUUUUUAAAUACUGGCACCAGGAUGAGUUGGCACGUCUCCUAGAGAGGCUUGGGAAAGCAGCUGUUAUCAUUCAGAAGAAUUACCGUGCAGUGAGCUCCAGGAAAAAGUACUUGGUCCUUCUGGCUGAAGUCAAGAGGCAACAGCAGGCCCAGCGAGAGAGGGAAGAAAGAGAAGAAGAGGAGAGACGAAGGCAGGAGCUUCUGGAAAAGGAAGAGAGAAACAAGCGCUUGCUUGUGGAGCAAGAAAACAAGAGGCCAGUUUCUCCUCCAGUACCUCUACCCAGGAAGAAAAAACCUCAGCCCAGGCCUCGGGCCAUUCUCGCCGCACUAGCCCUUGCACCUCAUCUAGCGCCUGUACCUCGGCCGCGCAGUAAGCAUUUUGAGGCCACUCCAUUUGAUAACGACCUGCAUGAGAACAGUGAUUUGAUGGCCCUUCUGGCUCAGGAGGUGGAUGAGGAGUGGGCCAAUGAGAAAAGGAAAAAGAGGAGUAACACCAUUCGCUGGUUCAAAGAAACGCAGGCCCGCAAAGUGGCCAAAAAUGGCACUUUCCCUUGCUGGUUCCAUGGCAUGAUCACUCGGAGGCAAGCGGAGGAUCUGCUGACUGACAAGCCUCUUGGCUGUUUUUUGAUUCGAGUGGGACAAAGUCGAGAAGGAUACACACUCACAUACAGGGGUGCCGACCGGCCUCGUCACUACAUGAUCGAGACGCAAAGUAACGGGAAAUACGUGAUUCUUGGCGAGGACCGGGCGCAUGCAUCCCUGCUUGAACUUGUCCAGUAUCACACACAAGUGGGAAUCAAGCCGUUUAUGGAACUCCUCACAGAGCCAUGUGGACAGACAUGUGACCAUGACCCUGACUAUGAAGAGCUGAAGGCUUUGCUGGGGCCUGGCCUAUCUGACAGCAGCAACACAGACUCAAACAACCUCAAUGAUAUGGACCAUGUGCACGUCGAAAUGCAGAGGCUCUUUCAGCCUCCGGGGCAGAACCCGGAACUGGAGGCUACAAAAGCCCCUGUCCUGAGGCGUGUGUCUGAUAGAUACAGACGUGUAGACGCUGCUGAGACGGAUCAGAAAGGAGACGAGGGUGUGGAGAAAGGCAAACCUGUCCCUCGCAUGUACCCUUCCAUCCGCUUAGCCAUGAGGGAGAUCCAACAGAUCCAACAGCAGUUCUCAGGCAACCCAGAGCAAAACCGUUGGGCACCCUGGAGGAAGAAAGAUUCCUAACAGAAGGAAGGACGACAACACGGGGCUUUUUUUUUUGUUGCUGCUACAUACGAUAAAAUGUGAAUGGCUGAAAUGGAAGCGGAGGCCUGUAUGUGAAUGGGGCUUGAACAAAUUGAGAGAAAUUCCUCAAAAUGGAGAGCAUUAGAAUUUUGUUUACCAGGGUCUGUUUGGGCUUUGUUUAUUCGUUAUUUUUAUGUAGAUAUUUAAUUUUUAACUUAUGUAUUGAUGGCAUGGGACACUUAAUAAACGCUGUCUGAUUUCGUAUGCUUCCAUCAGUCUGGGUUGUAGUAUUCAUAGAUAAAAAGUGUCUUCAGCAGUGUUAGGAUUGGGCCAGCAGCUGUAUGAGAUUAAAACUGACACGAAGAUAGUGUAUUGAGGAUAAGUCUUUUUCCACCUUUAAACUGAAAAAGCAUCCAAUAAAUGUCAAAUGAAGAAACUAGAAAAAAAGAAAAGGGGACAUUUUUUACAGUUACCUGGUUGCAUAAGUGUUUUACUUUCACAUUUUGUAAUACAGUGUUUUGGGCUAAGAUUCUUUACAUCAGCUUGACUAUCUUGAUUUGUUCCACUCCAUUAAAUAUUCUAGAUUUAUUAAAAAUCAUGUGCACAGCCCUUUUCAAAUUAUUCUGCAGGUGUUCAUUAGGAUUACGUUCCAAAACACUGAUCAUCUUUAAGCCAAUUCUUUCUUGACUUAUUUGUGUGCGAGUCCUUGCCAUGAUAGAAAGGGACAUUUUUCUUUAUCCACAGCUAUUUAAAUACACAGAUGUUGUGCCAAAAUACAUGGAGCUAUUUGUUUCUUUUUAACCUGAAUAGAGCUUCAGGCCAACCUAAAGAUAAGCAGCCCAACAGCAUGAUGCUGCAAUCACCAUGCUUCAUACUUAUCUUUUUAAAAUCAUAUCCGUAAAUGGUCUAACCUGGUCUGAUUUUUGCCACAUACAGUUUACCCUGUUACAAAUAUAUUAACGGUCUAGAAUUCUCUAGAAUCCAUAUCUUCCAUUUCAACCUCUCCACCACCAUGACCAAAGAACUGUCAAAGGUUGUCAGGAACAAGAUUGUAGAUCUGCACAAGGCUGAAAUUGGCUACAAGACCCAUCAGCAAGAAGCUUGGUGAGAAAGAGACCACUGUUGGUGCAAUAAUUAGAAAAUGGAAGAAAUCAAGGCAACAAGAUAAGUCAAUCGCCCUGGCUCUGGAGCGCCAUGCAAGAUCUCACCUCGUGGGGUAAGGAUGAUUCUGAGAAAUGUGAGGGAUCCAGAAUUACAUGGGAGGAGCUUGUUAAUGAUCUCAAGGGAGCUGGGACCACAGUCACCAAGAAAACCAUUGGUAACACACUUUGCCAUAAUGGAUUGAGAUCCUUCAGUGCCAGCAAGGUCUGUGCCUGCAAGGUUUACAAUGAACACUUGAAUGAUACAGAGAAGGCUUGGGAGAAUGUGAUGUCAUCAGAUGAGCCAAAAUUUGAGCUCUUUGGUAUCAACUCAACUUGCCGUGUUUGGAGGCAGAGAAAUGCUGAAUGACCCCAAGAACACCAUCCACACUGUCAAACACUGAGGUGGAAACAUUCUGCCUUGUAGCUGUUUCUCUGCUAAGGGUACAGGAAGACUUCACCACAUUGAGGGGCUGACGAACAGGGCUACGUACUGUAAAAUCUUAGAUGAGAGCCUCCUGGCAUCAGCCAGAACACUGAAGAUGAGUCAUGGAUGAGUCUUGCAGCAUGACAAUGACCCAAAACAUACAGCCAAAACAGCAAAGGAGCGGCUCAAGAAGAAGCACAUUACGAUCCUGGAGUGGCCUAGCCGGUCUCCGUACCUUAAUCCCAAAAAAAUCUGCAGAAGGUUGUCAAGCAAAAGCCUCGAAACCUUCAGGAUUUGGAGAGUAUCUGUAAAGAGGAGUGGACAAAAAUCCUUCCUAUGAUCUGCGCAACCUGGUGAACAACUACAAGAUACGACUGACCUGUUCUUGCCAACAAGGGAUUUUCCUACAAGUACUAAUUCAUGAUUUGCUUGAGAAUCAGAUACUUAUUUCACUCAAUGAAAUACAAAUGAAUUCAUAACCUUUAAUGUUUUUUCCUGUACUCUCUGUUAAAAUUAACCUACGAUAAAAAAUUAUGGACCGAUCAUAUCACAACUUACAAAAUCAGCAGGAGAUCAAGUAAUUAUUUCCUCCACUGUAGUUUUGGAUGCUUUUUCUUCUUCUACUGUCUAGCCAUCCUAUACCAUAAAGAUUUUGUGAAGAUGAUGAGAUUGUUGUCACAUGCAAUAAGACACCAGAACUGACCCUAUAUGCAGUUCAAGAAAAUCCAAACCAGUCAAUCUUUAUUUAGGGGUUAAUCAGAAUUACUUUAAUGAUGACGGCUUCAUCAAGUGUAUUGAUGACAUGAAGUUUGGUUUGCUGUAUCACAUUAAAGCUAUUAAAGCUGGACAAAGUUUUA
Messenger RNA from Tachysurus vachellii, 5844 nucleotides. RefSeq names its product myosin-IIIb. Gene Ontology annotation, molecular function: ATP binding; protein binding; cytoskeletal motor activity. Lineage: Eukaryota; Metazoa; Chordata; Actinopteri; Siluriformes; Bagridae. Gene Ontology annotation, cellular component: myosin complex. The transcript has 30 exons. The record is from RefSeq and is a predicted model, not a curated record. Bases 170 to 3421 code for a protein of 1083 amino acids.